AUGGCUAUCAGAUGGGAGACUCUCUUUGUGGCGUAUUACUGCGAUGCCGCCAUCUCAGUGAAUAUCCCGCCCGAUUACCAGCUCCAUAUGAACCUUGAUACCCCCGCAACCACCUAUAGCUCAGCCGAUCCCGAUGCACAAACCCCGAACUUCCUCACAGCGGAAACGGAUACCAACGGGGCCGAAUAA
This is a messenger RNA of Penicillium alfredii, 189 nucleotides long. RefSeq lists its product as uncharacterized. Bases 1 to 189 code for a protein of 62 amino acids. The transcript has a single exon. The record is from RefSeq and is a predicted model, not a curated record. NCBI's taxonomy places the organism in Eukaryota, Fungi, Ascomycota, Eurotiomycetes, Eurotiales, Aspergillaceae.